Molecule: messenger RNA, 1032 nt
Organism: Aspergillus pseudotamarii
Lineage: Eukaryota; Fungi; Ascomycota; Eurotiomycetes; Eurotiales; Aspergillaceae
Product: zinc-binding alcohol dehydrogenase family protein
Exons: 2
Coding region: 1-1032 (343 amino acids)
Molecular function (GO): oxidoreductase activity, acting on NAD(P)H
Source: RefSeq, a predicted model, not a curated record
AUGUCUUUCAACCGUGCAGCCUUCCUCCUUGCAGCUCGUAAGACUCCCCUCGAAAUCCAACAGGCACCUUAUCCCUCGCCAGAUCCGGGUACUAUUGUGGUGAGGAAUCAUGCCGUCGCUAUCAAUCCGGUCGACUGGAAGCUACAAAGUUUCGAGAUCUUCCCCUUGAAAUAUCCUUUUAUCUUGGGUGAGGAUGUUGCGGGCGAGGUCAUCGCCAUCGGCAGCGGGGUGACCAAUUUUACCAUAGGGCAGCGGGUUAUCGGACACUGUAAGAAUUUCACAGCUGGAGAUAAUCGAUACUCCGGCUUCCAGAACUUUACCGUCCUAUCCGCAACCCUAACAGCACCUCUACCCCCAUCAAUCUCUUAUGAGGAAGCGGUUGUCCUUCCUGUCUCAGUCAGCACAGCCGCCGCCGGUCUUUUCCAGAAGGACUAUCUCAACCUACCUCAUCCAUCUCUGUCCCCUCAGUCCUUGGGUCAGACAGUUCUGAUCUGGGGUGGUAGCUCCAGCGUCGGCAUCAGCGCCGUGCAGCUCGCUCACGCCGCAGGUGUUGAGGUCAUCACGACAGCUAGUCCUCGCAAUCACGCUCUUCUCAAGAACCUUGGCGUAUCGCGGGUUUUUGACCACCGCAGCCCCACUGUUGUCGAUGACAUUGUCGCUGCGCUUGAGAACAAGCAUGUGGUCGGGGCAUAUGACUGUAUAUCGGAGGAUCAGACCCAGCGAGCCUGUGCGGAGAUUCUCGAAAGCAGCAAUGCUGCUCGCAAGAUUCUAGUAUACACGAAUGAUGUCUCAACCCCAGAGGGAUUGCCGUCUUCGGUCACCUCCAAAGGUAUUUUCUGUCUUACGGUGGAGGAUAAUGAGGUGGGUCCUGCCGUGUGGGCGGAUUAUCUGCCCCAGGCAUUGGAAUGUGGUCAGUUCAAGCCUUUGCCUGAGCCUUUGGUCAUUGGUACAGGGUUGGAAUGUAUACAGACGGCUAUGGAGAGGAAUAUGGCUGGGAUGAGUGCGUUGAAGGCUGUUGUUAAGCUGGUUUAG